GCAUUAUAUGUCUGGUAGUGCGGAAAUCACACGCUCUUCCGUUCCGUCGUAAGCUAGAGGACACUGGUGUCAUACAGAGCAGAGCGGCCUUAUUUCUUUUUAAUCGAAACACACAAAAACAACUCGGCACUACACCAUGUUUUCCCGAGCCGUGAGACCGACCAUCAGCCUGGCCAGAGGCUUGAGCACCAGCAGCGUGAACAACGCCAAGGUUGCCGUACUGGGGGCUUCAGGAGGCAUAGGCCAGCCGCUCUCUCUGCUACUGAAGAACAGUCCUCUGGUGAGCCAACUUUCUCUGUAUGACAUUGCCCACACUCCCGGCGUCGCCGCCGACCUCAGCCACAUCGAGACCCGCGCCCAGGUCACCGGAUACAUGGGAGCCGAUCAACUGGACGCCGCGCUCCAAGGUUGCGACGUUGUGGUCAUUCCCGCAGGAGUCCCUAGGAAGCCAGGUAUGACCCGUGAUGAUCUCUUCAACACCAACGCCACGAUCGUUGCCACCUUGGCCGAUGCCUGUGCCCGCAACUGCCCCGAGGCUAUGAUUUGCGUGAUCGCCAACCCCGUCAACUCCACCAUUCCCAUUCUGUCCGAGAUCAUGAAGAAGCACGGCGUUUACAACCCCAACAGAGUGUUUGGCGUCACCACCUUGGACAUUGUCCGCUCCAACGCCUUCGUGGCUGAGCUCAAAGGGCUUGACCCUGCCCGCGUCAAUGUCCCCGUUAUCGGAGGCCACGCCGGCAAGACCAUCAUCCCUCUCAUCUCCCACUGCACCCCGAAGGUGGAGUUCCCGGCCGACCAGCUGGCGGCGCUCACCGCCCGCAUUCAGGAUGCCGGCACAGAGGUGGUUAAGGCCAAGGCUGGGGCCGGCUCAGCCACCCUCUCCAUGGCGUACGCCGGGGCCCGCUUCGCCUUCUCCGUCCUGGACGCAAUGAACGGCAAGGAGGGCGUGGUGGAGUGCGCCUACGUCCGCUCCGAGGAGACAGACUGCAAGUACUUCUCCACCCCGCUGCUGUUGGGAAAGAGCGGCAUCGAGAAGAACCUGGGCCUGGGCAAGCUGUCCGCCUUUGAGGAGAAGCUGGUGGCCGAGGCCCUGGGAGAGCUGAAGGGCUCAAUCAAGAAGGGAGAGGACUUCGCUGCCAACUUCAAGUGAUCGGGACAUUGGGUGCGAUAGUGGGGGCGAGGUCAUACGGUGGGCUGACAACAUCAACAUCUGUUUGUUUAUUUCAAAUUGAAGCACAGAGCUUAAAGUGUUCCUCAAGAUUAAAGUAGGCGGGGUAGGGAGAGUGGGGUCGGAUGACGUCUGUAGUCUGUCAGGCGACGCCUGUCGUUCUUCAGGUGUCAUCUGUAGUUGGUCUUGACCCUGAGUUUGUCCUCUAUUCUUUAAAUUUGCGAUAUCUUUCCCUCCCAGCUUAGUGUAGUGUAAACCAGUGCCCUGACUUGCUUGCUUCCAUGCAUAAUGUGAUGUAAACACUGUAAUAUAACUGAGGUAUAUUUUGGUCUGUGUAAAUAUCAAAGUUGUAUUUCAUCAUACAGGCAAUAGUUGGUCAUCUCUGCCAGGGUCCUCAUUUGACCCCUUGAGCAAACACUUGUCAUCGUGUCUGUUGACAAUAAUUGGAUGUUUCCCACAUCGAUAUCAAAUAAAACUCUUGAAACCGUGACUUUCUUUUCUUUCAUUACAAAC
Molecule: messenger RNA, 1681 nt
Organism: Gadus chalcogrammus (walleye pollock)
Lineage: Eukaryota; Metazoa; Chordata; Actinopteri; Gadiformes; Gadidae
Gene: mdh2
Product: malate dehydrogenase 2, NAD (mitochondrial)
Exons: 1
Coding region: 137-1150 (337 amino acids)
Biological process (GO): malate metabolic process; tricarboxylic acid cycle
Cellular component (GO): cytoplasm; mitochondrion
Molecular function (GO): L-malate dehydrogenase (NAD+) activity
Source: RefSeq, a predicted model, not a curated record